AUGUCUUUCCUUAAAAAUAUACUUGCCCUGUCAAUGGGUAUGGCUUCUCUGGGAGGAGUCUACGCCAAACUGGAUCUUUCUUCUUCUUCGAAUGUCGUGGUAUACUGGGGUCAAAACUCGUUUGCUGGAACCGGAGAUCUCGCGCAGCAGAGACUCGGUUAUUACUGCGAUGAUUCAAACAUUGACGUUAUUGUGCUUGCUUUCUUGACGAGAGUUAAUGGCCAGGGCGGUGCCCCGGAAGUGGACUUCGCAAACGCCGGAGAUCGUUGCACAACGAUCGAAGGCACUAAUCUUCUCAAAUGCCCUGAGAUCGGGGAGGAUAUCACCAAAUGUCAGCAAAAGGGCAAAACCAUCAUCUUGUCGAUUGGGGGCGCUACUUACAGUGAAGGAGGAUUCCAAUCCGAGUCCGCUGCCAAAGACGGGGCUGAUCUGAUCUGGAAGACGUUUGGCCCGGCCCACAUUGUUCGUCGUCAGAAUCAAGUUCGGCGACCAUUCGGAGAUGCCGUGGUGGAUGGGUUUGAUUUCGACUUCGAGGCCCACGUUGAAAACAUGGCUCCCUUCGCGAACCGGCUUCGCGAAUUGUCUGAUGCCGAAACCUCCAAACAAUACUUCUUGACCGCGGCGCCGCAAUGCCCCUACCCCGACGCAGCGGACAAGGAUAUCCUGAACGGCCCGGUGUCCGUAGACGCCGUGUUCGUUCAGUUCUACAACAAUUUCUGCGGAGUUCAGUCAUUUGUCGAGGGCCAAAAUACGCAAAGCUCCUUCAACCUCGAGACCUGGGACAACUGGGCCAAAAAUGAUUCCCAGAACAAGAAGGCCAAAGUGAUUGUUGGGGUUCCAGCGAACACCGCCGCGGCCGGCUCCGGAUACAUCCCAGUCACCAAGCUGCAAUCUGUGAUCGAAUACAGCAAGACCUUCUCCAGCUUCGGAGGCGUCAUGAUGUGGGAUGUCACUCAGGCGUACGGAAAUGAUGGCUUCCUCGAGGGAACUCGACAGGCUCUCCGAAGCAGCAAGUCGCGCGUCUCGACGUGGCCCUAUCGCUACGAUCCAAUCCGAUGGUAG
This is a messenger RNA of Aspergillus steynii IBT 23096, 1062 nucleotides long. RefSeq names its product glycoside hydrolase family 18 protein. The record is from RefSeq and is a predicted model, not a curated record. Gene Ontology annotation, biological process: carbohydrate metabolic process. Gene Ontology annotation, cellular component: extracellular region. Bases 1 to 1062 code for a protein of 353 amino acids. Lineage: Eukaryota; Fungi; Ascomycota; Eurotiomycetes; Eurotiales; Aspergillaceae. The transcript has 6 exons. Gene Ontology annotation, molecular function: chitinase activity.